AUGCCAUCGUAUGCAACAACAAUUUCUGAACGUCCAUCUUUGUUGAAAUCACCAGCACCCACUACUAAUGGAGCAAAAUCGAAACCUAUGCUAAGCGUAANGAAUUAUGCUCCAUCAAAUUUACAAUUAAAUGCAGUUAACUAUGGUUUUAAAAUUGAACGAACAUACAUAGCUAUCAAUGAUUCAUCACAUGUUCAGAAACAAUCAGAUGGUACAUGGAAAUUCAAGUUAGGUGAAAAAAUCAAAGUCAUAUUAACAAUGACAACUACACAAAGACGAUAUCAUAUCGCAUUAGUUGAUUAUUUACCAGCUGGUUGUGAACCAUUAAAUACAAAAUUAAAAGGUACAUUGACUGACGAUACAGAAUCAUCAGUAACAAGAUCAAACAGAAAUCUUUAUUAUUGUGGAUGUCGACCAUAUUCAACUAUUGGUUGGACUGAGCAUGAAAAUUUACGAGAUGAACGUGUUGAAGCAUUUCGAUCGUUAUUAUGGCCUGGUGUAUAUGAAUGGUGUUAUGUAAUGCGUGCAACAUGUGCUGGAACAUUUAUCAUUCCACCAGCUAAAGCCGAAGAAAUGUAUUCACCAGAAAACUUCGGUCGAUGUGGUACGGAAAAGCGAUAUCAUAUAGCAUUAGUUGAUUAUUUACCAGCUGGUUGUGAACCAUUAAAUACAAAAUUAAAAGGUACAUUGACUGGCGAUAUACAAUCAUCAGUCACAAGAUCAAAUAAAAAUCUUUAUUAUUGUGGAUGUAGACCAUAUUCAACUAAUGGUUGGGCUGAACAUGAAAAUUUACGAGAUGAACGUGCUGAAGCAUUUCGAUCGGUAUUAUGGUCUGGUGUAUAUGAAUGGAGUUAUGUAAUGCGUGCAACAUGUGCUGGAAAAUUUAUCAUUCCACCAGCUAAAGCCGAAGAAAUGUACUCACCAGAAAACUUUGGUCGAUGUAGUACGGAAAAGGUUAUAAUUAAAUAA
Messenger RNA from Rotaria sp. Silwood2, 969 nucleotides. The record is from the annotation of a GenBank genome assembly. NCBI's taxonomy places the organism in Eukaryota, Metazoa, Rotifera, Eurotatoria, Philodinida, Philodinidae.